Messenger RNA from Symbiodinium sp. CCMP2456, 1518 nucleotides. The record is from the annotation of a GenBank genome assembly. NCBI's taxonomy places the organism in Eukaryota, Dinophyceae, Suessiales, Symbiodiniaceae.
AUGGCUAGCGAGACAACAGACGUUGCAGCCCCUGAGGCGGUAAAGUAUCUCCCGGAGCUGCGGGAUUUUGUGGUUCGGGGCCACACCUCAGUGGAAUGGCGAAUGGGUCAACUCAGGCUCCUGCGUCAAGUACUGGAAGAGGAGAAGGAAGCGAUGCUCCAAGCACUAGGCUCCGACCUUUGUGUGGAUGAGGCGCAGGCACUUCUUUUCCAGAUCGGCUGCUUGUUCGGAGAGAUAGAUCACUUUCUCGACAACAUCGCCAGCUGGAGUGCCAUGAAGAAGGUCAGCACACCUAUGGUGUUGCAGCCUGCCUCGUCCUAUGUGCAAGCACAGCCAAAGGGCGUGGUGCUCAUCAUCGGAGCUUGGAAUUACCCCUUUGUGGUAACACUUGGGCCUAUGAUUACUGCCCUUGCAGCUGGGAAUUGUGUGCUCCUCAAGCCUUCAGAGUUGUCGCCAGAGUCAGCGCAAGUGAUGCACCGCAUCUGCACUCGUCUUGAUCAGCGAGCAGUGCGUUGCUGUUUGGGUGGUGUGGAGCUUUCCACAACCUUGGUUGCCCAGCCCUUUGAUCACAUCAUAUAUACAGGAUCUACGCGCGUGGGCCGGCUGAUAAUGGCAGCCGCUGCCCCGAAUCUUACCCCGCUGACGCUGGAGCUGGGUGGAAAGUCUCCUGUCGUGAUCUGUGGAGGCAUUGACAUCAACGAGGCAUGCCGAAGGAUCGCAGUGGGGAAGUUCGUGAAUUGUGGACAGACCUGCAUCGCGCCAGAUUACAUGUUGGUGGAACGCGGAGUUCGUGAUGAGGUUGUUGCAUGUCUCAAGAAGGUCAUCACGGAAAUGCUGGGUGACAGCACGCAGGCACCACAGAAUCUUAGCCGCAUGGUCAACCAGCAAGCAAUGGAAAGAUUGCACAAAGCCCUUCGCGAGCCGCACGGUGGUCACGUGGAGCUUGGGGGGGCCUCGCCUCCGCCUACCACCAUCAAGGAGGGCCAGAGAUACGUCCAGCCGACCAUCGUGGUGGACCCGAAAGCUGACAGCACGAUCAUGCAGGAAGAGCUCUUCGGACCCGUGCUGCCAAUCCUCAGCGUGGCGUCCUGCGACGAAGCCGUCAGUUUCAUCAACAGUCGGCCCAAGCCCUUGGCACUCUACGUGUUUGCCCCUCAGCCAGUGGUGGAUCAUGUCAUGCAGAGCACCAGCUCUGGGGCCAUUUUGGUAGGUGACACGGCCGUGCACAAGGGCAAUCCCAAUGUGCCCUUCGGCGGGAUCGGUGGCUCUGGCAUGGGCAGUUGCUAUGGUGAGUUUGGCUUCAACGAGCUUUCGCACCAGCGUGCCGUGAUGUACCGGCCCCUCUUCCCGCCCUCCCCUAUCAGCCUUCCGGCUGACUCCGCUCUGAGCAAGAUCUUGUGGUUCUGGGUCACGAUGAAGCCCGCGCACUCCAAAUUGCUGAAGCGAGUAAGUGUGCUGAUCCUGGGCUUGCUUCUCCUAGUCAUCACAGGCAAACUCCGGCAAAGGUUCCUUAAAUAA